AGAGAAGGUUGGGUGGCGAGGGCAGAUAGAGGGAAAUCCCCUUGGCACUUACUCGGGUGGAAAGACUGAAUUGAAAAGACCGGUGUGUUUUCUUCAUGAGAGACGCCUAUUGUCAAGAGAUGCUCAGGCAACAUCCUAAACCACCUGUGCCCUUCACCUUUGAGCAGCACCGAAUAGCUGGAAGAAGAAAGAGUUAUGUCCAAAGGAGAGUUGAAAAGAAAGAGGGUCCCAUGCAAGUUGUUUGAUUAUUUCAGCUCCUUUUCAACCACAACUCAUUGAUCUGUUGGAUGGAAGUGGAAAACAUUUCCGAAACUGACUGCUGCAAGAUUGUUUCCAGAUCCCUUUGCUGAUCAACCACAGUACUAACCAAAUAAAGACUCUCGGGACUCUGAUCUUUCAAGCAGGAAAGUGUUAAACCCCUCAUGUGAUAGAGAAUAAGAGCAGUGGGAUUACUAUUCACUACUCUGAUUUGCCAUUCAGCUGGAUGGUGAAGAGAUUAGAAGGACCAAGUACUUGGGCUAAACCAUCUGCAGUCAAGAAGGGGAGUCUGGAUUGUGUGCAGAUGCUCACUCAAAGCCUAUGCCAUCCAUGUUCCCAGAAGGUUAUUUUUCCUGACUCUCUUCUCCCCUCCUUACUUAGGCAAGUCAGCUUUCAGAUAUCACUGGGACUCAGUGAAUACUAUGGAUAAAAGAGAAGGAGGCUGUUAGGUAUUUGGAUACUUUCUUGGGAAGCUUAACAGUGUGUUCAACCAUGGCCCUGGGCUGCUGUGUGCUGAAGAAUGCAGCUGUCUCCAACCUGGAUACAGAGAGUAAACUGAGUGUGUACUACCGAGCCCCUUGGCAUCAGCAAAGAAAUAUUUUCCUCCCCUCAACCAGACCCCCGUGCGUAGAGGAGCUGCACUGCCACGCCAAACAGAACCUGCGAGUCUUGCACAGAGAACAACGAAACACGGGUGAUAACAGAGAGCAAAAGGUGCCAGGCCCCAUCUCAGUAGUAGCUCCUCCGUUUCCUUCUUUCCCUGCAAUCUACACUCAGAAGAAGCAAACAAUAAAGGACCGGCACUUGCUAACAUUUAACAGCACCCGCUCGCCCUCCCCCACUGAGUGUUGCCACAUGACCCCAUGGAGUAGAAAGUCCCAUCCACCAGAAGACGAAGAUACAGAUGUCAUGUUAGGGCAGAGGCCGAAAAAUCCAAUACAUAAUAUCCCUUCUACACUGGAUAAGCAAACCAAUUGGAGUAAAGCACUACCUCUCCCAACUCCGGAGGAGAAAAUGAAACAAGAUGCCCAAGUGAUUUCCUCUUGCAUUAUCCCCAUCAAUGUCACUGGAGUUGGUUUUGACAGAGAGGCUAGUAUACGCUGCUCUCUUGUUCAUUCACAAUCUGUACUACAGCGGAGACGAAAGUUGAGAAGGAGGAAAACCAUCUCUGGCAUCCCCAGAAGAGUGCAACAAGAAAUAGAUUCUGAUGAGUCUCCUGUAGCAAGAGAACGGAAUGUAAUUGUGCAUACAAACCCAGACUUCUCCAGUACAGUCAACCGGAGAUCAGGUACCAGAGACUCUGAGUGUCAGACUGAAGAAAUUCUUAUUGCUGCUCCAUCCAGGAGAAGAAUCCGAGCUCAGAGAGGUCAGAGUGUUGUAGCCUCCCUGUCACACUCAGCUGGCAACAUCCUGGUGCUGACAGACAAUGGGGAUUCAGUGUUUGCUACAGCAGUGAGCAACCGCAUCCGAUCACGGAGUCUUCCUCGUGAAGGUGCUAGAACCAGUGAAGCUGAUCAAGAUGCUGGGGCCAAAACUUCAGUGUAUGAAGCAAACUGCUUUUUGGCAAGCCAAGAAAGAAUCCCAAAAAAGGGUAAAGAUGCCAUCGAUAAACAAGAUUCACAAGAACACCAGCCUAUAGGUUUGACCUGUUCUCAGCAUCUCCACAGUCCAGAGCAUAACAUAAAUGAGAGAGGGAGGUCGAGGUUGUCCAGGAUGGCAGAUUCUGGUAGCUGUGAGAUUUCCUCAAACUCUGACACCUUUGGGAGCCCCAUUCACUCUAUUUCCACAGCAGGUGUCCUUCUCAGCAGCCACAUGGACCAAAAGGAUGACCACCAGUCCUCCAGUGGGAACUGGAGUGGGAGUAGCUCAACAUGUCCCUCACAGACAUCUGAAACCAUUCCUCCAGCUGCCUCUCCUCCACUGACUGGCUCUUCACACUGUGACUCAGAGCUAUCAUUGAACACUGCUCCUAACGCCAAUGAGGAUUCCAGUGUCUUUAUAACAGAGCAGUUCAGUGAUCAUGUAGAUAAGGUUAGAGGUCACAGGGCAAGCUCCUUCACCUCCACUGUAGCAGAUUUACUUGAUGACCCCAAUAACAGCAACAUGAGUGAUAGCGAAUGGAACUACUUGCAUCAUCAUCACGAUGCAUCGUGUCGUCAGGAUUUCAGCCCUGAACGCCCAAAGGCUGACAGCCUGGGAUGCCCAAGUUUUACAAGCAUGGCCACUUAUGACAGUUUUCUAGAAAAGACUCCAUCUGACAAGGCAGACAGUAGCUCUCACUUUUCUGUGGACACUGAAGGAUAUUAUACCUCCAUGCACUUUGACUGUGGUCUCAAGGGUAAUAAAAGUUAUAUUUGUAACUAUGCAGCCGCAGGCUCUGAGAGUGGCCAGAAUGCAGGUGUUGCUUCCAGUAUCACUGAUUGUGCCUGGCAGUGUUGUGUAAACCACAGGAGGCAGGGAAGACAGAGUAUCGCUCUUAAGAAACCAAAGGCAAAGCCAGCCCCACCAAAACGCAGCUCAUCUUUGAGAAAAUCUGAGAGCAGCAUGGAUCUUCCUGAGAAGAACGAACCAAAGAUAAGCGGUGGGCAGCACGUGCCUCACGCUUCCAGGGAAAUGAAGUUGCCACUUGAGUUUUCAAACAUACCCUCCAGAGUGGAAAACUCUAAUCUGCCAAGCAAACAGGAACUCUCCUGGAUUAACCAGAAUGACAGUGGAUUAAAGGACACUCCAUUUGACACCACAGAUAUUCCAUCAUUUAAAGAUGAAGGUGCUGACCAAUCUCACUAUGCAGAUCUCUGGCUUCUAAAUGACUUGAAAACUAAUGAUCCUUAUAGGUCUUUAUCCAAUUCAAGCACUGCUACGGGUACUACAGUCAUAGAAUGCAUCAAGUCCCCAGAGAGUUCUGAAUCACAAACGUCACAGUCUGGAUCAAGAGCCACCACUCCAUCCCUCCCCUCUGCUGAUAAUGAGUUUAAACUGGCUUCUCCAGAAAAGCUGGCUGGUUUAGCCUCCCCGUCUAGUGGUUACUCCAGUCAGUCUGAAACACCAACAUCUUCUUUCCCAACAGCUUUCUUUUCUGGACCCUUAUCCCCAGGGGGUGGUAAAAGAAAGCCAAAAGUACCAGAAAGGAAGUCCUCGUUGCAACAGCCACCUUCUAAAGACGGCAAUAUAUCUAUAAACAAAGAUCUUGAACUUCCAAUUAUACCUCCUACUCAUCUUGACCUAAGUGCUCUUCAUAAUGUCUUGAAUAAACCAUUUUCUCACAGACACCAGUUGCAUGUUUUGAAUCACAAUAAACAGAACGUGGUAGGAGAAGCACUAAAACCUAAUCCUCCACCAGCCCUUGCUAUCACACCUUCAGUUUUAAAGUCUGUUCACCUUAGAUCAAUUAAUAAGCCUGAAGAUGCAAAACAAAAAGACAGUGACACAGAUCUUGUCUUCAUAGAAGAAACCACAUUAAUGGUGACUGGCAUUUCUCCAGUCAAAAUGAAACCAUUUGUAGGUAAAAAACCAUUAUCACGUCAGUACUCCACUGAAGAUGCCAUAAUGUCCUAUCCUGACUUUUCUCCAAUAGAGCCAGGCCCUGAUAAUCUGAAUUCAGAAAAAAGUUCCUCUUUCACAGCACAGAAUACUUGUGAUCAAGACUCACUAACCUUAGCAAACGUGGAUAGUUUAGAAGCUAAGUCCUUCAAAGACCAUAUGCACCCAGAUAGUGAACUGUUACCAGAAAACACACCAAAUAAAACCUGUAACACUUCUACAGAAGAAUUUCAAAAAGGCGCAAUUGUCUUCACAAGUGAUUAUGAAGCAAAGACAACUCCUGGCAUGGAACAGGAUGAGAGCCUUGAUCACAUGCAGAUUCAGCAAGAAUUAUCAGCAGCCUCUGAACAAAAGUUUGUAUCUGAACGUGUGAAUGAAACCAUAUCCCAGCCGGGGGAAGCAGACUUUAGCAAUCAGCUUAAGCACCAGUUUGAUUUAAGCCACCAUGAUAACAAAGUGCCUGGGAAUAUCACCUAUGAGUCCGAGACAGCAACUGUAAAUUCACUCAGUGAAAAUAGUUCUGAGCAGGAAAAUGAUAUUGCAUCAGGUAUUGCAACCAAAAGUGCCUCUGAUAACAGCAGGGCAGAGGAGACACAGGGGAGUGCAGAUCAUGCUUCAUUGAAAGAAUCUUCUCCAAGUGAUGAUUCCGUAAUUUCGCCGUUGAGUGAAGAUUCUCAGCCUGAAACAGAAGAUGUUUUUGUGUCUCCAAAUAAACCUCGUACAACUGAAGAUCUUUUUGCAGUCAUUCACAGAUCAAAAAGAAAAGUUCUUGGAAGAAAAGAUUCUGGAGAGCUCGCUGCAAGAAACAAAUUGAGAGCUUCAUCUGGCACUAGCAGCCAGUCACUUGCCAGUAGCAUAUCACCUGCCAGCAGUGUGCCAACCCCCAACAAUAUGGGAACCCCAACAAGCAGUCAGAGGUCUCCUGGUCUUAUUUACAGGAAUGCCAAAAAAUCUAACACAUCUAAUGAGGAGUUUAAGCUCCUGCUCCUUAAAAAGGGCAGUCGAUCUGAUUCUAGUUAUAGGAUGUCAGCCACUGAGAUACUAAAGAGCCCUAUUUUGCCCAAGUCUCCUGGUGAGCUAAUUGUGGAGUCCCCUCAAAGCACUGAUGAGUCUCCCCAGGCAUCACCAGGUUCUGAAGCAUUAUCCCCCCUUUCUCCUUGCUCCCCUAGAGUUAAUGCAGAAGGUUUUUCCUCCAAGAGCUUUUCUCUGUCAGCUUCUUCAAGAAUAGGGCGCUCACGGGCACCUCCUGCAGCCAGCAGCAGUCGCUACAGUGUACGCUGUAGGCUGUACAACACGCCGAUGCAAGCUAUCUCAGAAGGAGAAACUGAGAAUUCAGAUGGCAGCCCUCAUGAUGAUCGAUCUUCUCAGAGUUCAACAUAGGCUUCACCAGCUCCAGGGCUGCACUGUUGACUGUGAAACAUGUAAACUCUGAAUCCAUUUGGGUUAUGUAAGGAUGUGAACUUAGUAGGCCAACUCUGUAGCAGUCAAAAAAAAUUGCAGGGCAAUAUCAAUGAUUAUAAGUAUUUGUGUUUAUAAGAUGCUGGGAAAACAGAAAAUUAGAGCUGUAGCUAUUUAUUUCUUUGCAUUUUCUAAAAGUAGAAAGAUAUGCUAUGACUCCUCUGUUUACUGCUGUCUUUGCUUCAUUCCACUCAUUUCAGUUGUUGCUGUAGAUUUCAAAAGUAUUCCAGUUUUCAUAUAAUUAAAAAUGCCUUUUUUUUCCUGCAAAGUUUGCCCAUCUAGGAACAAAAACCCUCCCUCUUUGUAGUGCUUCCCUAGGGAAAAAAAUGAAUUGCUCUUGAGGAUUGGUAUUUUUCUACUCUAAAAUGAACUGAAACAAAAUUUAAAAGAAAUGAAUAAAACAUAUGUAAAUACCAUAUUUUUGAUAAAAGUUUGUAAAUAGAAUUAUCAAAAAAGUGGACAUGUGGCAAAUGAUUUAUGGCAAAACAACUUUGUUUAUAGAAGACAAAACAAGUCAUAUGUAAUAACUGUAUUCUGUGAAUACCAUUUUCAUAUAAAAAAUCAUAUUUACAUGUCCACCAAUACCACUUUGUGUGAAGAAUGAGCCUCCAAUAUGAAUUUUAAGCAUCAAAUGACAGAAAAUCUUAAUGCUAGUUAAUGAAUAACUAAAUAUAAUAAUUAAGAUGCAAUUAAUUUUAAAGUAACCAUUUGUCUUUCAAAAUUUUGUUCCAAACAAGCAGAUUGCAAAGUACAGCUGUGAGUUUUAAUGUGGUAAUUGGUUUGGAUGGAAAGCAUGCUUUUCUAAUGCAAAGGCCCAAGCAGUCACAUUUGACAGUGUCCCUUAGCCUUUUAUUCUGACAUGGAUUGCUUUAGAGAGACUAGAUAUGAGGAAAUAAUACUUAUUUUCAUAUUCUUAGUAGGCUAUUGGGAUACUUAACACAGUCAUAACCUGAUAAUUAUAAACUUAACCAUGAUUAGUUUCUGGUUCUUAAAGAAAACAAAUAAAUUAUAAGCAUGCAACAAGCGCUUGUGAUUUAUCAGUAAAUAUCUGCAGUGAGUUUUCAGUGAAGCUUUCUCUUUGUGCUGAUGAGAUUCAUGCUACCUAAAUAUCUACAGAAAUGACACUGUGAAAAAAACGUAGCUGGGAAAUAGGUAUGUGUACACAUUAUUUAUAUUCAUCGUUAAACUGGGAACGGGGAAAGCUCUGGUUCAUUAUGCCAGCCACAUACAGCUUAGUUUUGUCUAGGUUUACCAGAAAUGCUUAACAGGGUUGGGGAGUGGGAUUAGGGAUGGGAGAGGAGGUGAAUCAGAGCAAAUGCUUUGAUAAAAUGAAGGCAGGGAAACAAAAGCUGAUUUACUUGAAGUUACUUGAAUUUUCUUAAAGCUGAAAGAAAAUGUAAUUAUGAGCUUAACUCACAAGUUGUUUUACACCUUUAAUUUUGGAACAAAAUAAAACCAAUGUUUAAAAAUGGUAGGCCUGAUACUCCUUUGUUACACCUGUUUUCUAAGAGUGUAGCAUCGCUUAUGCCAAGUGGAGCAUCAGGAGCUGUUUGUCCAAAAUUUAAGCAGUAAGUAGUGUUUGCUAUAGAACGUGAUUGUGAACAUGGAAGGUUUAGUGCAGCGAACAUAUUUAAGAAGGAAUGUGGUGUGCAGUAGGACAAAAUGAGGAGGAUGACAGAAAGAACGUACUUGGUACUGAAGAAAUCAGUGAAAAGCUGACUUCAAAUGUAAGUUAGUGAAGAUAAGGAAGUGGGAUGUGUGAAAGGAGUUUUAGUGUUUUUGGUUUUACUCAUACAAUGUAUAGAGCGGAGAGUUUUAAAAGAAGGCAAAUAAUGUUUUAGCAAGGAAAAUUCUAUUUAAAAAUGAAAUGUUUUUGGAAUGAUUGAACAAAAUAGAAUUUGCUUAACAAAUUUUGAUUUUAUUUCUCGUUAGACAGUGUCCAGUUUCAUCUAGUAUUCACCACAAAAAUAGGUAUAAUUCAGGGUUUCCUACAAUCCUCCUGGGUAGUAUGACGGUGAAUGGUAUGUGAGAUGUAGUUUGUGUGCAUGGAGGCACGUGUGUUAGGGAAGGGGGAAGUAACUUGGGAAAAGAGUUUAAUGAUCAGGAAAAUCUGAAAGUGUCUAAAAUAUAGAAGUGGAUCCAGGUUUUAGGGAAAAGUCUGGUUUAUAUUAACAGGUUAGUUAAGAAAAGCAAUCUAAAGACAGGUGAAAUAAAUGCAUUAGUGUAUGUUUUUAACUGCUCUUGUUAAGCCUGUAGCGAUAUACUUCAGAGAACAUAAGUAAAAGGAAAUUGAUACAUCAGGCAGAUCAGCCUUAUUCAGUCAUCUUACAUCAUUUUCCUUAAAGUUUGUAACCCCAGCAUUUUUGCAACAGUUCUUCUUAAAGGUCUUACGUGUGCUUUAAAAACAUUGUUCUAAAAUCUGAAUAGAAAACAGCUGAAUUGACUUUAAUGACAUCACCUUUUAUUACCAACCUAGACAUUUAAUUUCAUAGUGAUACCAUGUAUAUAUAUAUAUUUUAAAAGAUAAACAUUUUGACUUGAAUUAUGAGGUAGUAAGAUACCUUCUGUAUGUAAUGCUCAUAGAACUAUCACAUAAAAUAUAGGUGUACUUAUUUUGUUUAAUCUAAAAUCUAUGACAAAGUUUUUUUUUUCUAUUUUCUAUUUAACAGAUUAAAACCCAAAUAAAAUGGAUUAUAAAUCCAUUAUGAAGAAAAGAAUUCACAAGUAUAACAGGUGUGAGAGCCAGAUAAAAGGAAAAACCUUUAGUGAUGUAUGUGUCUUUAAGGCACUCAAGACAAGCUUUAGGACUAAUGUAAUUCCAUUCAUAUCUUGAAACAGGGUAUUAUACAUACAUUAGGUAACUUGUGAACCAUCAUUCCAACCUCUUGCUCUGUUGUUUGCACUGAUGUUAUGGAAAUGGUUUUUGAAGUUAUACAGCUGUUACUGUAUUCUGAAAAUAACAUUUUUUCUUUGCCCUUCUCUUUUUUUCUUUUUGUGGCAGCAUAGAGGACAUGGAAUAGUUGUAGCAAAUAAUGCAUAUGUUUGCUUUUGCCAAAGGUCAGUGAUUGAGUGCAUUUGCUGCAAUGGUGGCAGAUUUAGAGAAAUACUGUAGGUUGUGACAUAAAGAUUAAAAAAAAUAAGAAGGUUACAGUGUAACUAUUUUGGUACUAGCACCAGUUCAUGCUGGCAGAAAAGACAAUGGUUUAUGGACUUGCAUCCAUUUUGUAUUUUUGUAAUAUUUGUAAAUAUGAACUUUUUAAAUUGUUGCAAAGAUGGUUUCUUUUGUAAAAUGUUUUCAAAGUUUACAUUAAAUCCAAGCCUUUGUAUAUUUUAGAGCUGUGCAACACUUUAAGUCUUGUAUUUAUUUUUAGUAAAAACGGUGACAGUUUCAUUGUGAUCCCCUCAAAGAUGUGUCAGAGAAGUUUGAUUACCUAGAAAGUGUGUAUAGAAACUACAAAUAAACGUGACUGCAAUUAAA
This is a messenger RNA of Alligator mississippiensis (American alligator), 8734 nucleotides long. It is a transcript of the gene NHS, whose product is annotated as NHS actin remodeling regulator. Bases 751 to 5178 code for a protein of 1475 amino acids. NCBI's taxonomy places the organism in Eukaryota, Metazoa, Chordata, Crocodylia, Alligatoridae. The record is from RefSeq and is a predicted model, not a curated record. The transcript has 11 exons. Gene Ontology annotation, biological process: lens development in camera-type eye; cell differentiation.